CUGUCGGGCGGUGCCGCCUCCCUCAGGCUCGGGCGCGACAUGGCGGCGGCGCGGGCGCUGCAGCUGGCGCUGCUCCGGCUGCUGCUGCUCCCGCCGCUGCUGCUGGCGCUGCUGCCGGGCCCGGCGGGGGCCGUGUGGCCGCAGCCCCAGGCCCAGAGCUUCCCGCCCGGCGGCGGCCGCUGCCCGGUGCCGGCCCGCCGGUUCCGUUUCGCCGUGGCGGACGGCUCGGCCGUGGGGCCGGGCUGCGCCGUGCUGGACGCCGCCUUCCAGCGGUACUGGCCGCUGCUCUUCGGCCGUCCCACCGAGAAUGAGCCAUCCUGGGAAACACCCUGCACCAAGCUUCUCGUCUAUGUUUCCACUCCAGGCUGCGAUGGGUUUCCCAGCCUGGACUCCAACGAGAGCUAUAAGCUGUCCGUCUCCAAAGGCUCCGUGCUGCUCUCGGCAGAGACCAUCUGGGGAGCUCUCCGAGGCCUAGAAACGUUCAGCCAGCUUGUUGGGAGAGACGAGAAUGGCACGUACUACAUCAAUGAGACAGAAAUCGUGGACUUUCCCCGCUUCCCUCACCGGGGACUGUUACUGGACACUUCUCGACACUACCUGCCUCUGAAAGCUAUCCUGGAAACUCUGGACGUCAUGGCUUACAACAAGUUCAAUGUGUUUCACUGGCACAUUGUGGAUGACCCAUCCUUCCCUUAUGAGAGUUCCACGUUUCCAGAGCUCAGCAAGCAGGGAGCCUUCAAUGCCAUGACCCACGUGUACACAGCCAGUGACGUGCGCACUGUGAUCGAGUACGCCCGGCUGCGCGGCAUCAGAGUCAUCGCUGAGUUCGACACCCCCGGCCACACCCUCUCCUGGGGGCCAGGUGCUCCAGGCCUCCUGACUCCCUGCUAUAUGGGCAAGGCUCCUUCUGGAGUCUAUGGGCCCAUCAACCCCAUUGUUAACAGCACCUACCAGUUUGUGACCAGUUUGUUCCAAGAGGUCAGCGCUGUAUUCCCAGACUUCUAUCUCCACCUUGGUGGUGAUGAGGUAGAUUUCACAUGCUGGAAAUCCAAUCCAGAAAUCCGUGCUUUCAUGAUUGAGAUGGGCCUCGGUGAAGAUUACAAAAAAUUAGAGUCUUUCUACAUCCAGAGGCUUCUGGACAUCGUCUCUUCCCUUGGCAAAGGUUAUAUUGUGUGGCAGGAGGUGUUUGACAACGACGUGAAGCUGAGGCCUGACACCAUCAUCCACGUGUGGAAGGAGAACAGCAUGCAGUACCUGAAGGAGAUGGCCAAUGUCACCAGGGCUGGCUACCGGGCUCUGCUCUCUGCACCCUGGUACCUCAACCGCAUCUCCUACGGGCAGGACUGGAUAGAAGCCUAUAAGGUGGAGCCCUUGAACUUUGAAGGCAGCCCUGAGCAGAAGGCCCUGGUGAUUGGUGGCGAGGCCUGCAUGUGGGGUGAAUAUGUGGAUGUCACCAACCUGACCCCCAGGCUCUGGCCGAGAGGUGGGGCCGUAGCUGAAAGACUUUGGAGCAACGAGACUGUCAGGAACGUGCAAGACGCAUACGCCCGGCUGGCGGAGUUCCGCUGCACGCUGCUUGGGCGUGGUGUCCAGGCACAGCCUCUCUACGUUGGAUACUGUGACCAUGAAUUUGGUGGGGUUUGAAGGGAGAGCCCCGCUGCCCUCUGUCUCUGUGCAUGCAGGAGGAAUGUUCCCCCCUCAAAAGGGCGGAGGGACCCCUUGCCACCCCACCUUCUGCUCUGGCUUCAUUCAUGAACAUUUCUUUUGCCUCAGCAUGCACUCUUUACCUCUUUUUCUAUUUUUAUUUCUUUAAAUCUAUAAAUAAAUGACCCCAAAGAGGGAAAAGGUGCCUAUUCCUGCUCAUCUGGGGCUUGGGACACCAUGCAAGGGUUAGCAGGAGAUGGGUAGGGCUUGCUCCAGAGAUGCUGAUGGAGAAGCAUCAUUCUGGCAGCUCUGGAGUUUGCAGGGUGCCUGCUCAGCUGGAUAAACCGUGCUUAGCCUCUGCUGCUGUCCCGGGGUUUGCUUCUGCAGUCACAUUGUGCUGUGGGGUCCUGUCCUUUCCCCGUCUCUCUCCUCUGUUGGGCAGGCCUGCAAGAUACCACUUGUGCUGCCCUAAACCCUGGUUGCUGCCACCUCCUCUGACUUUUCCUCAGCAGAUGACACCCUAGAGCCUCUCUGAGGAGCCCUUGCAAAUCUGCUGAGUGGUGCAUGGAUACUACGAAAUCUCUGCUCAGCUCUUCAGGCUGUCACCUCUGCCUGGGAUUUGGCCAACUGACCCGUCCUCCUCCUGCUCUGUUAUGCUCAGGGUGGGGAGCUCAACUCCAGAUCUCCUGCAUCCAGAGGGGUUGGUUUUGAUGGUGUUUUCCUUGGAGAAGAAAUCAGUGGUGCUGCUGUCCCACAGAACUGGGGCAGGUGUGGUUGUUGUUCUUCGAUGGUUGGGAUGGCCGUGCUGGAAACGGCAUGCAGCUGAAAGCAGGGAAUGUGUCAGGGAGAAAUCCUGGCUGGCUGGGAUUAUUGUAUGUGUGUCUUGGUCUUAAGUGAGUGAGAUGCACUGUUAUGGCUGGAAACCUUUCAUGACUGAACUUUAAAUUAAAAAUAGUGAAUUAACAGUUA
Motacilla alba alba is the source of this 2613-nucleotide messenger RNA. RefSeq names its product hexosaminidase subunit alpha (gene HEXA). The transcript is spliced from 14 exons. Gene Ontology annotation, molecular function: beta-N-acetylhexosaminidase activity. Bases 40 to 1644 code for a protein of 534 amino acids. Gene Ontology annotation, cellular component: membrane. Lineage: Eukaryota; Metazoa; Chordata; Aves; Passeriformes; Motacillidae. The record is from RefSeq and is a predicted model, not a curated record. Gene Ontology annotation, biological process: glycosaminoglycan metabolic process; carbohydrate metabolic process; ganglioside catabolic process.